This is a messenger RNA of Aricia agestis (brown argus), 13884 nucleotides long. RefSeq names its product dynein beta chain, ciliary-like. Lineage: Eukaryota; Metazoa; Arthropoda; Insecta; Lepidoptera; Lycaenidae. Gene Ontology annotation, biological process: microtubule-based movement. The transcript is spliced from 80 exons. The coding region runs from base 64 to 13839 and encodes 4591 amino acids. Gene Ontology annotation, molecular function: dynein light intermediate chain binding; ATP binding; minus-end-directed microtubule motor activity. Gene Ontology annotation, cellular component: dynein complex. The record is from RefSeq and is a predicted model, not a curated record.
UAAUAAUAAUAAUUAGCAGAAGUAUAUUCUUAUAUCUACAAAAAGACAAAGGUCAUUUUAGCAAUGGGUGAUAAAGAGGAGGUCGACACUCGUUUAGAGUUUAUGAGCGAAUAUAUUUUAAGAUCACUUAAACAGAAGAUUGAGAAAUGGACGAAAUUUAUAACUGGAGAUGAAAAGCAUAUCCUGUUUCGAUUCUUUGAUAUAUCCCAAUACAAAAUCAUCGUUUUCCGGAUGAACAUGGCUGGCCUGAUAACAUGCUCCCUGAGCUUUCCGCCGAUGAGCAGAGGAAAAUUGAUUUAUUUUCUAAGAAACACAAAUGAAAAGUUAACAGUAAAGAAUGUUCGGGAAAUUUUGAGUAUGGGAGAAAUGUCUGGGAACGUACUGAUGGAUUUAAGUGUAAUGGCGGACGAGGUUAUUGGGCCUCUGUUGUGUAAUCCGGAAAAUCAGAAAGGCUGGCCGAAGAUAGUCAAGAACGAUAUGAAAAAACAUGUCAACGAUCUCAGGAACUUGAUGCAUCAGUUGAAAGGAGAGAUGACGAGCCAAGUGAUGUUGCCUAUGCCAGACGGUAUCGAGAAUAUAUUCCACGCGGAAACCAGACUGAAAGAAAGUAAUAACGAAGACGUUGACUUAUUUCUGAAGACGAACAUAGAGGGUGCUAUCAUCAAGUGGGCCCAACAAGUUUACGACCUGCUUCAAGAGGACUCUUAUAUGGCAUUUAAACGCAACAAGUUUCCGUUGCCGAUAGAGGACAUAGAGUUCUACAGUCAGAGGCUGAGGAACCUGGAGGGUGUGUACUCCCAACUACGCGACCCGCGCGUCAAGCGCAUGGCGCACUACCUCGAGGACACUCAUAGCGUCUACUUCGGCUGCUUCAAAUCGAUGCUCACUAACGUUGUUGCUGCCGUCGUGGAAAGUCGUGACAUUUGUAUUCAUCAGAAACCACUGAUAAGUCAUUUUGAGAAUUACGAAAACACGGAGUUCUUCGAGUCCAAGGGCCUGAUACGACCGAUGUUCCACUGUAUCGGGCUGCUGUGGGGAAACUCAAGAUACUUUUGUAACGUGGAAAAACUAAUACCUCUUCUACGUGAGGUGUGUAACCUUGUUAUCCAGCAGUGCACGGUCGCCAUCGACCCGAUGUCAAUAUUCCAAGGGGAUCCAGAUGAACAGCUCGAGAAAAUACAAAAGGCUAUAAGCUACUUGAACUUUUUCGUCGAGACGUACGAAAUGAACCGCGACAAAGUGUCGACGUUCUUCCCGGCCGGCGUGACGGCUGUGCGCUGGUCCUUCGACUUCGACCGCGUCUUCAUGCGCUUCAACGCGUACAUGAAGCGACUCAAAAUGAUUGAGGAGAUACUCGCCGCCACUGUCGAGAUAUUCAAGUUGGAGAAGAUCGAAUUCUGCGGCCUUCGAGGCAAGAUUUUAAGUGCGGAGUGUCAGAAGAUCCUGGACGAGUAUACAGUGACGUACCAGAAGCUGGGCAGCAUCACGUACGACCCCGCGGAGCCGGAGGACGAGCAGUUUGAGGGCGAGCACCGCCGGCACGCCCGCGUGCUGCGAGACGUCGACCGACGACUCGCCGCGCUCUUCGCGCAGGGGCUAGACGAGUGCCACAACUUGGAGCACUUCUUUAAGUUCUUCCAAAUCAUCGGCGACUUGUUCCAUCGACCGAUCAUAAAUAAGGAACUCAAGCCAAAAUUACCAAGAUUGUUGGAUCUUAUGCAUACAAAUCUAGAUACUGUAAAGCAAAUAUUCGACGAUGAAAUGGCUAAACUAUCGAAAAGUCCAGAGAGACCUAUGGUAGACUCGUAUUUGCCGCCCAUAGCAGGUAUGCUCUGGUGGAUACACAAGCUCAGGAGGAGAAUUCUACUGCCGAUGGAAGAUUUUAUAAUUUUUGAUGACCCCAUAACGGAGUGCGAGUACGCGGGCUACAUGCGGUCGAAGCACAACGAGAUGCUGGGCUACCUGCACGCGGCGGAGGAGCGGCAGUUCAAGGCGUGGAGCGCGACCGUACCCGCCAUAUGUCGCGAGCAUCUCGUCAAGAACCUCAUCUACCGCGACGGACAGUUCGUCAGGAACAACUUCAGUCCCGAGUUGGCGAUGCUGCUCCGGGAAAUUCGAUACAUGAAGUAUUUAGAUAAGCAAGGGAUACCUGCGGAAGGUCUCGAAUUGUAUGCGAGGAAUGAAAAGUUACAGUACGACAUGAACCGGCUGAACCGUGCGAUAGCGUGGUACAACGCCAUACGCGAGGGCAGCCAUGACACCGAGGUCGCGCUCAUUGAGAAGGAGAUCGCCGCUAUUGAUGACCUACUCGGCAGGGGCGUGGAGGAGCUCACUUGGAACGAUGACUUCGCGGAGUGGAUGGGCGAGGUGUACGCCGCGAUCAACACGCUGCAGGAGCGAGUGCUGGCGGCUCAGAACAACGUGAGGACGGGCCUGCAGAAUAUGGCCGCGUGGGGCGACAAACCGCUCUACGACAGGAAAUACAACCCCGACAAGAUGGAGCUGUUGGCCAUUAAAGAGAGGAAACCGAGACUGCUCAAAAGGCGUCAGGACAUAAUUAAGAGCCACGAUGAAUUUGUUCAAGUUUUAAAAGACAACUACAAGCUCUUCUUCAAUAUUCAAGAGGAGGAAGAGUCGGAUGAGGAGGAGAUAGAGGAAGAGGAGGUGGAUGAGUCGACUUUGGACGACGAUGAGAAGGCGGCGCGUGCCAAGAGGUUGCAGGAGCUGGAAGAAGCGAGAGAGACGAAGCGGCUGGCGCGGGAGGAGCGAGCUAGACAGAAGGCCGAACUCGAGCAGGCCAAGUUCGAGCGGCGCGAGGCCCGCCGACUCAGGCAGGAGGAGAAGGAGGCCGCGAGACGGGAACGACAGGAACGCAGGGAGAAAGGCGAGGAAGUAGAGUCGCUAGUGGAGGAGGAGGAGUUGGACCCGGAGGAGUUGGACCCGGAGGAGUUGGCGGACAUCGAGGAGGAGCGGCGGGAGCUGGAGCAGCAGGCGUUCCGUGAGGAGCGCUGGCCCGCAUACGUACAGUACAUCGACUCGCUGGUUUCUAAGCAAGUGAUGAAAGCAAUAAAAACUAGCUUGGAUCUAUUUGAGAAACAAACUGAUUUGGAGAAGGGGCCGCAAGUCGCUUUCAUGGAGAUUGUGGCGGAAUUGAGGGACCCAGAUAUCCACUUCGUGCCGUCCCUGGACGUGGAGGAGGAGGAGGGCCUGCACGGCACCCUGCGGGAGAUGAUGAAGGAUAUGUUCCUGCAGGCCGCCAUCUUCCCCCGGAUAGACGACGCCGUGCCUCUGGAUAGCUACGAGGAGGACAUUGCCAAAGAGACGGCUUUAAUAGAUCUGUACCAUGAAAUACUGAAGAGGGUUGAAAACAGCAGCAACGACAUACUGCAGUAUGCGUCUCGAUACGAGAAGUACUCGUCACUGUGGCUGGAGGACCGGCAGGAGGUGCUGGAGGGGUUCCUGCGGUACGGGCGCGUCAUACCGCCCGAGGAGUUCGACAGGUUCCACUUCGACCACGGCGCCGACCCGCCCGAAGCUAAGCCCACAAUCGAGGAGUAUCAGAAGGAAAUCGACAAAUACAAUGCGCUGUACAACGAGGUGUCCGCGUUGCCGUCUGACUAUCUGUGCAACGGCUGGCUGCGGCUGGACCUGAAGCGGCUGAACCAGGCCAUCAUGAAUACGAUAUGCAAGUGGAGCAACCUCUACAAACAGAACCUCAAAGACCAUGUUACCACGAGCCUGACGGAGCUGGACGCGUUCAUCGUGCACGCGACGGCGGAGUUGUCCCGCGAGGUGGAGGAGCACGACUACGGCGGGCUGCUCCGCGUGAUGGGCGCGCUCAGCGACGUGGCGGCGCGCGCGGCCGCCGGCGCCGACACCAUGUUCGACCCGCUCCGAGACAUCAUGUACGUCCUCAAGGAGUACGGCGUCGACUUCCCCGACGAGACGUACGACUUGCUGGACGUGCUGCCGGAGCGGUGGCGGUCGUUGGUGAAGCUGGCGGCGGUGGUGCGCAACAACGUGGCGCCGCUGCAGGCCGCGCACGCUGCGCUCAUCGCCAAGCGCCAGGCGCUCGCCACGCUGCGCCUCGCCAUGUACCGCGACCAGUUCGUGCAGAAGGAGAUAUUCCUAGAGAGCUGCAAGGAUCCGUACGUUAAGAUCGACAAAGUUAACGUGGAGUUGAUGCAAUUCGAGGAGAACAUAGAGAAGUUGAAGACGUCGUGCGCGCUGUUCGACAUACAGCCGCCCGACGAGAAGAACCUUAAGCAGUGUCGCCGGGAACUCAAGAUGGCUAAACAAUUGUGGGAUUACUACGAUUUGGUUUUGGGUACCAUCGAGUUUUGGAAGAAAUCGCCCUGGAAGAAAAUCGACGCGGACGGCAUGGACCAAGAGUGUAAACGAUUUUCUAAGGAUCUGCGACAGCUAGACAAGGAUAUGAGGUCAUGGGAACCAUUCAUAUCAAUUGAAGCGACAAUAAAGAACCUUAUGACGUCACUGCGGGCGGUCACCGACCUACAGAAUCCCUCUAUCAAAGACCGUCACUGGGUAGAGCUUAUGAUGGCCACAAAGGUGAAAUUCCAUAUCGACGACGACACGACCCUCGCGGACUUGUUGGCGCUCAACCUGCACAAGUUCGAGGAAGAAGUUAAGACGAUCGUCGACAAAUCUAUUAAGGAGGCUGCAAUGGAGAAAACUCUUAAAGAACUGGAAGCCACGUGGUCUGUGAUGGAGUUUGAGUACAUCACUCACGACAGAACCGGCAUUAAACUACCUAGAGCCAGCGAAGAGCUGGUGGAGACUCUAGAAGACAAUCAGAAUCAAGUACAAAAUAUGAUGUCAUCGAAAUUCGUCGGAUACUACGAGGAGGAGGUGACGGAGUGGCAGAAGAAGCUGGGAACAGCCGACGCGGUCAUAUCGAUAUGGUUCGAGGUGCAACGCAAGUGGCAAUACCUCGAGAGCAUUUUCGUUGGUUCCGAUGAUAUCAGAUCACAGCUACCUGACGAUUCCAAGAGAUUUGAUCAAAUCGAUAAGACAUUCAAGGAAUUACUAAGAGACAUAGGCACAACACCGAACGUCAUCGUGGCGACGAAUAAGCCCGGUCUACUGGAGGCGCUCGAUCAGCUAAUGAGUUUGCUCAACCUCUGCGAGAAGGCUCUCAACGAUUAUCUGGAAACCAAACGAUUAGCAUACCCACGAUUUUACUUCGUGUCGUCGGCUGACUUGCUUGACAUCUUGUCAAAUGGAAAUAACCCACCGGCAGUGUGCCGACAUUUAUCCAAGUUGUACGAUAAUCUCGCGAAACUUGUAUUCGCCAGCCCCAGCAGCAAACAUGCUAUUGAGAUGAUAUCGAAAGAGAACGAGGAGCAUGUACCGUUCAAAGCGCCAUGUUGUGAUUGUUCAGGAAAGGUGGAGGUAUGGUUGAAUCGCGUGACGGACUGCAUGAGGCUGACACUCCGGGACAUACUGGAGCACAGCGUGAGGUCGUACGAGGAGAAGGCGCGCGACGAGUGGGUGUUCGACUGGCCCGCGCAGCCCGCGCUCGUCGGCACGCAGAUAUGGUGGACCACUGAAACUAACCAGGCCUUCGAUAAAUUAGAAGAAGGUUAUGAAAACGCUUUGAAGGAUUAUCAAAAGAAGCAAAUUGCUCAGCUCAACGCAUUGAUAGUUUUACUGCUAGGAGAUUUAUCAGUUGGUGACCGUCAGAAGAUUAUGACAAUUUGCACCAUAGACGUGCAUUCCAGAGAUGUGGUAGCAAAAUUAAUCACAGCCAAGGUAGAGACAUCCAACGCGUUCCAAUGGCAGAGCCAGUUGAGACACCGAUGGGACACCAAACAGAAUCACUGCUUCGCAAAUAUUUGUGACGCCCAGUUUUUGUACGAUUACGAGUAUUUAGGCAACACGCCCCGACUCGUGAUAACACCGCUUACCGAUAGAUGCUACAUUACCCUGACGCAGAGUUUGCAUCUAGUAAUGGGUGGGGCGCCGGCCGGGCCCGCGGGUACAGGAAAAACGGAGACAACCAAAGACUUGGGGAGGGCCCUCGGAAUAAUGGUUUACGUGUUCAACUGCUCGGAGCAAAUGGAUUACAAGUCCUGCGGGAACAUUUAUAAAGGACUUUCCCAAACGGGCGCAUGGGGUUGCUUCGACGAAUUCAACAGAAUAUCUGUAGAAGUGUUGUCUGUAGUAUCGGUCCAAGUGAAAAGCGUAUUGGACGCCAUCAAAGCUAAAAAGAAGAAAUUCGAUUUCAUGGGAGAGGUCAUAACGCUUAUACCUACCAUUGGAAUGUUCAUUACUAUGAAUCCAGGAUACGCCGGCAGAACAGAGCUACCGGAAAACUUAAAAGCACUAUUCAGGCCAUGCGCUAUGGUGGUGCCAGAUUUCGAGCUUAUAUGUGAAAUUAUGUUGGUAGCUGAGGGUUUCCAGGAAGCAAGAUUAUUGGCAAGGAAAUUUAUCACGCUUUAUAUGCUCUGUAGAGAACUGCUGUCCAAGCAAGAUCACUACGAUUGGGGGUUGAGAGCUAUAAAAUCUGUUCUCGUUGUGGCCGGAUCUCUAAAGCGAGGCGAUCGUCAAAGACCCGAGGAUCAAGUUUUAAUGCGGGCGCUACGAGAUUUUAAUAUUCCUAAAAUUGUGACGGAUGAUAUGCCCGUGUUCAUGGGACUCAUCGGUGAUCUGUUCCCCGCCCUCGAUGUUCCCAGAAAACGCAACUUUGACUUUGAAAAGAAUCUUAUUGACGCUGCGGUGUCUAUGAAACUCCAACCGGAACCAGGAUUCAUAUUGAAAAUGGUACAACUGGUAGAAUUGUUUGAAGUACGUCACUCCGUGUUCAUAAAUGGUUUCGCCGGAACGGGCAAGUCGAUGGUUUGGCAGUGUCUUCAUAGAACAUACCAAAUGUUGAAGAUGAAGCCCGUUUACAACGACUUGGACCCUAAGGCUGUGACAAACGACGAGUUAUUCGGAGUUAUAAACCCGGCCACUCGUGAAUGGAAGGACGGGUUGUUUUCCACAAUCAUGAGGGACAUGGCCAAUAUGCCGGGUGAUGGACCUAAGUGGAUCGUAUUAGAUGGCGACAUAGAUCCUAUGUGGAUCGAGAGCUUAAAUACAUUGAUGGACGAUAACAAAGUGCUAACGUUAGCAAGUAACGAGCGAAUCGCUUUGACGAAAUCAAUGCGUCUUUUGUUCGAGAUAGCCACUCUGCGAACUGCCACACCUGCCACCGUUUCUCGAGCCGGAAUCUUGUAUAUCAAUCCACAGGACCUUGGAUGGAAUCCAUUCGUAGCUUCGUGGAUAGAGUCGACGCGGGACGAUGAGUCCGAAAAGGCUAUGUUGACUGUGAUGUUCGACAAAUACAUCCCGGCCCUGCUGGAGUCGUGCAAGAAGUAUAAGCGCAUUACUCCGCUCAGUGAGCUGCAACAGAUCCAGCUAACCUGCUACCUGCUGGAGUGCUUCCUCAAGAAGACUCUGCUGCCGAGCGACUGUCCUAAAGAAUGGUAUGAAAUAUAUUUCGUAUUCUGUGCUGUGUGGGGAUUCGGUUCUGGUCUCUUCCAAGAUCAAUUAGUCGAUUGGAGAAACGAGUUCAGCAAGUGGUUCUGUAACGAGUUCAAGCAAGUAAAGUUUCCGACCUCCGGAAACGUGUUUGGCUUUUUCAUUGAUCCGGAAACGAAGAAGUUUGUACCGUGGGCUGAGAAGGUGGAAUCUUUUGAGUUGGACUCUGAUAUACCUCUUCAGUCUUGUUUGGUUUCCACCUCGGAGACCACUCGCAUCAGAUUUUUCAUGGACCUGCUGAUUGACAAACAAAAGCCGGUGAUGCUAGUGGGGACUGCUGGCAGCGGGAAAACUGUCAGCGUUGCCGCCAAGCUUGGCGCGCUGCCGGACACGUAUGCGGUCACCAACGUUCCUCUUAAUUUCUAUACCACAUCAGAAAUGAUUCAGAAGGUAUUAGAAAAACCGUUAGAGAAGAAGUCUGGUCGUAAUUUCGGUCCCCCCGGUAGUAAGUUUAUGAUAUACUUUGUGGACGAUCUCAACAUGCCCGAAGUUGACACGUACGGUACAGUGCAGCCGCACACGCUCAUCAGACAAUUUAUGGACUAUAGGCAUUGGUACGAUAGACAAAAACUGACACUAAAAGAUAUAUCAAACUGCAUGUUCGUAUCUUGUAUGAAUCCCACCGCUGGCUCUUUCACGAUUGAUCCACGCCUACAACGACACUUCUGCACUUUUGCUGUCAGUUUCCCUGGAUUGGAUGCAUGCCAACACAUCUAUCUGCAAAUUCUGUCGCAACAUUUGGCCAGCCCCCUCAACAAGUUUAACGUCGGUGUUCAGCGUUACGCCGAAACUUUGGUCGACGCGGCGUUGGCACUUCAUACGAAGCUGGCGUCUACGUUCUUGCCAACAGCCAUCAAGUUUCAUUACAUUUUUAAUCUCAGGGAUCUCGCUAACAUCUUUCAGGGCAUACUGUUCACGACGGGUGAUGCUAUCAAAACUACAUCGGAGUUGGUCCGGCUGUGGAUGCACGAGGCCACGCGCGUGUACUCCGACAAGCUCGUCGACGCCGCCGACAACGAGACCUUCGGCAAACUCGUCUCCGAUAUCAUCAAGAAGACCUGUGAGGAGUACGAUGAAAACGUCGUGUUUGGGACGCCUCUCAUUUAUUGUCACUUCGCUGAGGGCAUCGGCGAUCCUAAGUAUAACCCGAUAAGGGAUUGGCCACAUAUAAAAGCUCUGUUGGAUGAGUCCUUAUCCUCCUACAAUGACCUCAUCGCUACUAUGAACCUUGUUCUUUUUGAGGAUGCAAUGUAUCACAUUUGCAGAAUAAACCGUAUCCUGGAGGCGCCGCGUGGCAACGCGCUACUGGUGGGCGUGGGCGGGUCGGGCAAGCAGUCACUGUCCCGGCUCUCCGCUUUCAUAUCCUCGCUCGAGGUCUUCCAGAUACAGCUGCGCAGGGGAUACAGCAUCAACGAUCUUAAAUUGGACCUAGCUGGACUCUACGUAAAGGCCGGUCUAAAGAACAUCGGCAACAUGUUCCUCAUGACGGAUGCUCAGGUGGCCGACGAGCGUUUCUUGGUGCUCAUAAACGACCUCCUCGCUUCCGGGGAAAUACCCGAUCUCUUGGCCGACGACGAGAUAGAGAAUAUUAUUAACGGUGUGCGUAGCGAGACAAAAGCGACUGGAGUUCCAGAUACACGUGAAAAUUGUUGGCGAUUUUUCAUAAAUCGAGUUCGAACCAUGUUAAAGGUGGUGCUAUGUUUCUCGCCGGUGGGCGCGACGCUGCGGGUGCGCGCACGCAAGUUCCCCUCCAUCGUCAACUGCACCGCCAUCGACUGGUUCCACGAGUGGCCGCAGGAAGCGCUGCGAUCCGUUUCUAAGCGAUUCAUCGCUGAGGUGGAAUCGUUACCGGCCGAUCUAGUAGAGCCGGUGUCGAACUUCAUGUCCCACGUGCAUCAGAGCGUGAACAAGAUGUCGGCGGUGUACUACCAGAACGAACGCCGGUACAACUACACCACGCCCAAGACGUUCCUCGAGCAGAUCGCGCUAUACGGCAAACUGCUCAACGAGAAGACCACUAACUUGAACAUGACAAUUACAAGGCUAGAAAACGGCUUAGAGAAACUUGCCUCUUGCGCGGCUGAUGUCGAAGUCCUCAAAGUAACGUUAGCUGAGCAAGAACAGAUAUUAAAAGUAAAGAACAAAGCUGCAGAAGAGCUUAUCGAAGUAGUCGGAGCCGAGAGUGAGAAGGUGUCAAAGGAGAAGGCUUUCGCCGCGGAGGAAGAGAAGAAGGUGAAAGUGAUAGAGGAGGACGUGACGAUAAAGGCGAAGAUCUGCGCGGACGACCUCGCCAAGGCCGAGCCGGCGCUCAUCGCAGCACAGGAGGCCCUCAACACGCUCAACAAGAACAACCUCACGGAGCUCAAGUCCUUCGGCUCGCCGCCCGACGCCGUCGUCAACGUCACCGCCGCGGUGCUGGUGCUGUUCUCCAAGAAGGGCAAGAUACCUAAGGAUAGAUCUUGGAAGGCUUGCAAGCUCAUGAUGGCGAAGGUGGACCAAUUUCUAUACGACCUGGUUUACUACGACAAAGAAAAUAUGCAAACAGACGUCGUUAAGGCGGUGGAGCCGUACAUCAGCAACCCGGAGUUCAACCCGGGGUUCAUAAUGUCGAAGUCGGCGGCGGCGGCGGGGCUGUGCGCGUGGGUGAUCAACAUCGUCAAGUUCCACGAGGUGUACGUGGUGGUGGAGCCCAAGCGGCGCGCGCUCGACGCCGCCAACGCCGAGCUGAAGGCCGCGCGAGAUAAACUCGCCGCGCUCACUGAUCAGAUCAAGGAAUUAGAAGAAAAACUAGAAGUACUCCUAAAAGCUUUCCAAGACGCAGUCAACGAGAAAAUGAAAUGUCAAGCUGAAGCGGACGCCACCAACUACACGAUUGACUUAGCCAACCGACUUGUAAAUGGGCUGGCUUCAGAGAAAAUAAGAUGGUCGGCGGAGGUGGUGCGGCUGCAGGAGUCUGGCGCGACGCUGCCGGGCGACGUGCUGGUGGUGACGGCCUUUAUCUCCUACGUCGGCUGCUUCAUGCGCCGCUACCGCCUGCUCCUCAUACACGACGACUGGAUACCCGCCCUCGCUAACACCGAUCCCAAGAUCCAGACGAGCGAGGACCUGGACCCGCUGUCGAUGCUGACGGACGACGCGCAGAUCGCGAGCUGGAACAACGAGGGGCUGCCCACCGACACCAUGAGCACCGAGAACGCCGUCAUACUCACCAACUCCGCGCGAUGGCCGCUCAUGAUUGAUCCACAGCUGCAAGGCAUAAAGUGGAUAAAGUGUCGGUACGGGGAGUCGCUAGUGGUGAUCCGUUUGACGAUGCGCAACUACCUAGACCGCAUCGAGCGCGCCGUGAGCAGCGGCCAGGUCGUGUUGUUGGAGAACAUCAACGAGACUGUGGAUGCCGUGCUAGAGCCGCUGCUCGGCCGCGUGCUCAUACGGAAGGGGAGGGUGCUCAAGAUUGGCGACCGAGAAAUAGACUACAAUCCCAGCUUCAGACUGAUACUACAAACGAAGCUGGCCAACCCCCACUACCAGCCGGAGAUGCAGGCGCAGUGCACGCUCAUCAACUUCACUGUCACCAGAGACGGAUUAGAAGAGCAGCUACUUGGAGAGGUGGUCAAGGCAGAGAGACCGGAUCUCGAGUCUCUGCGUUCUAAUCUAACCAAGAUGCAAAACGACUUCAAGAUAACGCUGAAGAGCGUCGAGGACGACCUCCUGAAGCGGCUGUCGUCCGCCGGCCCCGACAUCCUCAGCGACUCCGCCCUCGUCAUCAACCUCGAGACCACCAAGAAGACCGCCGCCGAUAUAGAGAUUAAAGUGGAGGAGGGCAAGACCACUGCAAUCAAAAUUGAUGAAGCACGAGAGCGAUAUAGACGAGCGGCGACGAGGGCGUCUAUUUUAUAUUUUAUACUGAACGACCUGUACAAAAUAAACCCGAUGUACCAGUUCUCUCUGAAGGCGUACAGCGUGGUGUUCCUGGACGCGCUGGCGAAGGCGGAGCAGUCAGACGAGCUGGAGACUCGAGUGAGGAGCUUGCUGGAUAGCAUCACGUACUCUGUCUACGUCUACACGUGUCGGGGACUCUUCGAGAAGGACAAGCUGGUGUUCCUCUUCCUUAUUACGUUGCAAAUAUUAACGGCGGAGGGGAAAGUGGACCCUCGGGAGCUAGACUUCCUACUGAAGUACGCCGUGGCGCCGGAGACGUCGCCGUACUCGUGGCUCAGCAACACCUCGUGGGGCGGCAUCGUAUCGCUCUCCAAGAUGGACGCCUUCGACGGCCUCGACAAGGACAUCGAGGGAGCGGCUAAGCGGUGGCGGAAGUACACGGAGGGCGAGGCGCCGGAGCGCGACAAGCUGCCGGGCGAGUGGAAGAACAAGACCGCGUUGCAGCGGCUGUGCAUCAUCCGCACCCUGCGCCCAGAUCGCAUGUCAUACGCCUCCGAGGCGUUCUGCGAAGAGAACCUCGGUACGAAGUACGUGGAGGCGCGCUCGCCGCCGCUGCACAAGUCCUUCGCCGAGACCACCAGCACCACGCCCGUGUUCUUCAUACUGUCACCCGGCGUCGACCCGCUUAAGGAUUUAGAAAAUUUGGGCAAGAAAGUGGGCUUCACAGCAGAUAAGAAGAAUUUCCACAUCGUGUCGCUAGGCCAAGGCCAAGAGGUAGUCGCCGAGGAGGCCAUGGCGGUCGCCUCGUCCAGAGGCCACUGGGUGUUCCUACAGAACAUACAUCUCGUAGCCAAGUGGCUGCCGACCCUCGAGAAACGAAUGGAAGAUACCUUCGAAAAUCCUAUGGAGGAUUAUCGCCUGUUUUUGAGCGCGGAGCCGGCGCCAUACGCGGAGUACCACAUCAUCCCGCAGGGCAUCCUCGAGUCCGCCAUCAAGAUCACCAAUGAGCCGCCCAUCGGCAUGUGGGCCAACUUGCAUAAGGCGCUGGACAACUUCAGCCAGGAGACGCUGGAGAUGUGCAGCAAGGAGGCGGAGUUCAAGGCGGUGCUGUUCUCGCUGUGCUACUUCCAUGCCGUCGUCGCCGAGAGACGCAAGUUCGGCCCGCAGGGGUGGAACAGGGUGUACCCGUUCAACUUCGGCGACCUGUCGAUCUGCGUGUACGUGCUGUACAACUACCUGGAGGCGAACCCGCGCGUGCCGUGGGAGGACCUGCGUUACCUGUUCGGCGAGAUAAUGUACGGCGGGCACAUCACCGACGACUGGGACCGCCGCCUCUGCCGCACCUUCCUGCUCGAGUACAUGCAGCCGGAGUUGGUGGACGGUGAACUGACGUUAGCUCCCGGGUUUAUUUCGCCGCCCAACUCAGACUACGCGGGCUACCACCAGUACAUUGACGACUUCCUACCAGAAGAAACGCCGUAUUUGUACGGACUACAUCCCAAUGCUGAGAUUGGAUACUUGACUACCGUUUCCGAACGCCUCGCUAAAGUGGUGUUUGAAAUGCAACCCCGAGACACUGGCGCCCAAGCUGGGGGUGGGGCGACAAAAGAAGAAAUGGUACGGGUAAUAGUGGACGACAUAAUGGACCGCGUGCCGGAGCCGUUUAACUUGGCCGAGCUGAUGGGCAAGGUGGAGGAGCUGACGCCGUACACCAUCGUGGCGCUGCAGGAGUGCGAGCGCAUGAACCGCCUUAUGGGCGAGAUACGACGAUCGCUGAAGGAGUUGGAGCUGGGGCUCAAGGGUGAACUGACAAUAAGCAGCGACAUGGAGAAGCUGAUGGAGUCUCUGUUCAUGGACCACGUGCCGGAGUCGUGGACGAAGCUGGCCUACCCCAGCCUGCUCGGUCUCGCCGCCUGGUUCUCUGACCUCUGCCUCCGACUUACCGAGCUCGAGAACUGGUCCGGGGAUUUUAAUCUGCCGCCGGCGGUGUGGCUGGCCGGGUUCUUCAACCCGCAGUCGUUCCUCACGGCGAUCAUGCAGCAGACGGCGCGCAAGAACGAGUGGCCCCUCGACAAGAUGUGCCUCAACUGUGACGUCACCAAGAAGUUCCGCGGAGAUUUCAACGCACCGCCUCGCGAGGGCGCCAACAUCCACGGUCUGUACAUGGAGGGCGCGCGCUGGGACACGGUGUCGGGCGGCAUCGUGGAGUCGCGCAUGAUGGAGCUGUUCCCCGUGCUGCCCGUCGUCUACGUCAAAGCCGUCACCCAGGACAAGCAGGACCUACGCAACGUCUACGAGUGCCCCGUAUAUAAGACCAGAAUGCGUGGACCUACCUACGUGUGGACAUUUAACCUGAAAACUAAGGACAAGCCAACUCGCUGGACUCUGGCGGGAGUAGCUCUUCUUCUUGGAGUUUAGUUACUGUACCUAGUUAGUAUUUUCUUGCUUAUGUAUUAAAGUAUU